This is a messenger RNA of Debaryomyces fabryi, 3927 nucleotides long. RefSeq lists its product as uncharacterized. Gene Ontology annotation, molecular function: guanyl-nucleotide exchange factor activity. The transcript has a single exon. Lineage: Eukaryota; Fungi; Ascomycota; Pichiomycetes; Serinales; Debaryomycetaceae. The record is from RefSeq and is a predicted model, not a curated record. Bases 1 to 3927 code for a protein of 1308 amino acids.
AUGAGUGUUUACAAUCGAUAUGCUUCAGGAGAAUACGAUAAGACGCAUUUCGAAAAGGCAAACAAAAGUAAAGAUGAUGAUGACAAGGUAGGAUUGAUACAGAUUUCUCCAUUAUUAGGCCAGUUCAGCACGUCGGAUAUUUUACAUAAAUUUAAUGAAAAAAAUAUUGAAGAGUGGUUAGCUAUAUUUCCAAAAGCUGCAUAUUUUAAGGGAUAUGAUGAGACAUUGUUUGGGAAUGUUGUAAUCAUGGUUUAUGAAAAUUUGCAUACUGGGAAGUUAAACACCACCUCGUUUAGUAAAUUUGGUGUUACAUCUUACGAUAAUUUAGUGUUAGAUGCUAGAUCGAGGUUUUGGCCGAGUUGUGAAAAUUUGUUGCCCACCUAUCAAAAAUCUAACGUUAGGAGGAGUUUAGCUAUAACUAACUUGAAGAACUAUAACAAGCUUUCAAACAGUCCGGGAAACUUUGAUAUCAAUAAGAGCUGGGACGAAACCUAUGCAGGUAAUUUAGCAAAUAAUAUGCAAUUGAUUUCAGAGAAGAGACCUGAAAAAUUUGGAUUGAAACUCUUAGAGUUAGGUUUACUUCAAACUCAUUGUAUACAAUCCACUGUUUUAGAUGUUAUUUAUGAUAAUUCAUCAUCAGAAACAAGUGAUAAGAUAAUAGAAGAGAACAAUAAAUUGGUUUUCUUAAUUGGGACUCAGAUGGAGCAACUAUUUGAUCCUUUAUUGGAAUAUUCACCAGAGAUUAUGGAAUUCUCUUAUACUGUGCCGACAGAUACUAUUCCACCUAAGAUAAAAAACAAUGAAUUGAUAAAUACAAUCAUAAGCGAGUUGCUUACUGUACAAACAAAUUUUACAAUGGGUUUGGUGAACUUGUUACAGAAUUUUAUCAUUCCAUUGCGUAUCCAUGUUUUAGCGGCCUCAUCUUCUUCAGGUAUUACAAAAAUUAAUCAAGUUUUUCCCCCAACAAUAGAUGAAAUCACCAGAAUAAACUGUAUAUUACAUGAUUCUUUGAAAAAGGCAUCCGCGUUUGGAUAUGUUGAAAUAAUGAAAGCUAUUGGUACUAUAAUGCCAUAUUUUUAUAAAGCAUUUAUUAGACACGAAGCAAAUUUAAAGAACUUUAGAAAUAAAUUAGCAAAAUUUCACAGUAAAAACGAAAAGAAAAUAUUUGGCAACAGUAUGAUAAAUAAAGGUAAUUUUGGGAUAAGGGAUAUUGAUUCAAUUGUAGCUGGGUCUCUAUUAGAAUUGCCCAAACUUAAGUUGAUACUUGUCAGAUUGAAGGAUUCAAUCAUUUCUGAAAAAACGAAAUUAACAAAUUUUGAAGAUGAACCAAGCGAUGAAUUUUCUACAAUUGAAAGGUAUUUUAAUUCUGCAAUAGAUGUCAUCGAUGCAUUCGGAUUUGAGGAGGAGCGUAAUGAAACACAAAUAGAUAUUCGACAAAGGGUUUUCACUCCUACUGGAAAAAUAUUGACAGAAUUAGCGUCUAAAUGGCCAUCCGAAUUGCAAUAUGGAUGGCUAGCACGUAAAGUAGUAGGAAUUUAUGAAAUGAGAAAUAUAAAACCUUUUAAUAAUUCAUUUUAUGAUUUAGAUAUUUUGAUUAUAUUCUCAGACCAUAUACUAUUUUUGACUAUCGUGGAUGAUGCAUAUUAUUGUGAAAGAAACAAUCAAUCAUUUAAAAACCUUUCUGUUUCCGACAUUUUGAUGCAUUCACUAGUAAAUGAUAAGCCAUUACCAAGUUUGAAGCUGCUACCUUCGAUGGAAGUAAAUUGCUGGUGUAACAUAAACGAAGUAAUAACAACUACUUAUAAAGGAUUAUCUCCUAUUACAUCGAAGACUCAAGAAUUUCUAAAAUUUGUAAAUAUUUCUAAGACAGGGUUUAAAAAUAACAAUGAAGACAAUUGUACUAUUAGUAAAAGUUACGAAAUUUUAGAUGGGAGUGAUAGGGGAAACAUCGAUGGGUGCAAAAUAAUAGAGUUAAUAAAUAAGUCAACGGUGCUAAAUAAAAGGAAACCAUUCCAUUUGUUUAAGUCAAAUGAUCCAAAACUACAUGUAUAUUCUAUUGCGCAAGAACUAUCCGCAUAUCAGGAAGAAACUUGUAAAUCACCAAUGGCAUUGUACUUGAAUUUACCGAUUCAUAAUUCAAAAAAAUAUUUUGAAGAAAAUCAAACUGUUCACUUUGUAUUAAAUGCAUCUUUUAUAAAUGACCAUCAAAUUCAUAUAGUUGGUUUUAAUAGGGCUGAUACAUUUGAAUUAAACGAAAUAAUUUCCUCUAAUGAUUUACAAGUUUGCUUGAAAGAAGCAAUAGUGAAGAAUUUUAGUUUACUAUUUAACAAUUUUAGUAAUAUUUCAAAACUACUUACUCAAAGUUAUGCUUAUGACGUGAAUUAUUGUGCAAAUAUUUUUACACAAAUUGAUGAGAUUCAAUUAAAUAAACAAAGACUGGAAAUUGCAAAAAAUAAUCAUAUAUCAUCUGAUUCCAAACUUAGAACAAGAAAUGUAUCAGAAAUUAUAUCCAUACCAGAAGUUCAUAUGACAAAGAUCCUGCCUUCAACUACAAAUGCGGAAGAGCAAAAUCUCCAGCGGAGAAAGACGGAAAGAGUCCUCGUGGCAGAAAGUAAGAACUAUUCCAGAGAUGCAGAGGUCAAACAUAGUUCACAAGAAAUAUCAAGCAAGCGAAAUUCUAUAAUAAGGAAGGUUUUUAAAUCCAUUAGACGGUCUUUUGAUGGAAUUGAAAAUGCUACGCCUAAAGUUGAGGUACACGAAAGUAAAAUUAGUCCAUCUGUGCAAGAUAAUUCAUCGUUUUCUGGAAAGAAAAACGAGUAUACUAGCCUAUAUAAACCAUUACCUCAACUUCAAACAAAAGAAAAAAAAUUCACUGAAGUUAAUAAUUCAGAAGAAAUCGAGAGUAGAAAUGAUAUUCAAGCAUCAAGAGGAUGUGAUAGUUCUGUUCAACAAUCAAGAAAUACUUCGGGAUCUUUGGAUGUGAAUUCUCAUUUUGAAUUUCCACCACAUACUGAUUCACUCUCCGAAUCAAAUAACAAUACUAUUAUUUUAGUGGAUGAGUCUGAAAAGAAGCAUAAAAAGAAGCCAACAGAAGAGAGUAUUUUGAUAGUAGAUAGCGCAAAUUUGCAUUUAUCAAAUAAUACAAGUAGACUGGCAAAUGAGGACUAUGGAAAGUUCAACGUAGAAGACUUUUACGAUGAUGGAGAGGCAAAUUGGGUAUCGUUUUCUAUUGAUAAUUACUCACAGUUAAAUGCUGAAAUUAGAGCCUUGAAGGAAGAAGCGCAUAUGGAUACGGAGGAUGUUAUCGAAUUGAAUGAUUCAUCUAACACAUCAGAGUACGAAAUUCCAGAUGAAUAUGAAUCUAAAGGGUUUGAGGCCUUUUAUACUCCUCAGAAUCAACUGGUUGCGCAGUUUGGAGAUAAUCCAACAUUGUUGGAGACUAAUAGAGAAAUGUCAACCCAGUCUUUGGCGUCGUCUGAAAUAAUUGAAGUUUUUGGUAAGCAGAUCGAUUCUAAUUUUAGAAGUGAAUAUAUUCCCAGUUUAAAUGGAAAUCUGAACCUGAUUAAUUACAACAAGACAUUUGUCUCACAAAAUGAUCAUAGGUUCUCUGUUCUUACAAGUUCCGAAGAUGAGUUUUUUUCUUCAGAUGAUUUCGCGAGCAGCUUGCCACCUAGUAAUCUUAUGAAAUCUCCUACCCCCUCUCCAAUAAUUUUGAAUUCGAGUUCUAGUGAUGCAACAAUAAUUAAUGAGAACUUAGAAGAAAAGCUUCUACCAGCAAUUCCUGUUGACUACGAUAAUAAAACACUGGUAUCGUCGCAGAUACAUGAAAGUAUGCAUAGUCCUUUUGCCAGAAGUGAUUCCAUUAGUACUACAUAUGAAUCAAUGACUUACUUAUCGGAGAUUCUAAACGGUAAUUUAAGCUUUUAA